Plasmopara halstedii is the source of this 213-nucleotide messenger RNA. RefSeq lists its product as uncharacterized. The record is from RefSeq and is a predicted model, not a curated record. The transcript is spliced from 2 exons. Lineage: Eukaryota; Oomycota; Peronosporomycetes; Peronosporales; Peronosporaceae. The coding region runs from base 1 to 213 and encodes 70 amino acids.
AUGAUUCGCGCUUCUGAAGGAACUGUUCGUGCACUUCCGCCAACAGCCAAAAAAUCUUGCGAAAAAAGACCAAUCUCAUCCAUCCUGGAGCGUAGUGAAAGCCUCGUGAAUUCUCAAAACAAAAGUGCAUUGUGUGGCGAUUCGUUUCAACAAGAUGUUGUUUGCUUUGUGAGCGUGACAAUACGUCUUUCUGGAAAAUUUUUGGCUCUUUGA